This is a messenger RNA of Electrophorus electricus (electric eel), 1832 nucleotides long. It is a transcript of the gene dek, whose product is annotated as DEK proto-oncogene. Gene Ontology annotation, cellular component: nucleus. Lineage: Eukaryota; Metazoa; Chordata; Actinopteri; Gymnotiformes; Gymnotidae. Gene Ontology annotation, molecular function: DNA binding; histone binding. Gene Ontology annotation, biological process: chromatin organization; regulation of double-strand break repair. The record is from RefSeq and is a predicted model, not a curated record.
UUUCAAACGCCAUGUUGCUGAUUCUUCUCAGUUGAGUUUUUCUUGAUUAUCACCCAUCGACUGGAUAGUUGUAUGUUUGCAGGAAAAGCUAAGGUGUCUGGUCCAAGACAGACAGAAUGGAAUCAGCUGGUAUGCAAGAGGACCAUCCUAAAGAGGUCAAUGAUGCGUCAAACAAAGGGGAGCAAGAUGAAUCAUGGACACACAAACCCAAGAGCAGAAUACACCAAGGGGAAAUCAUUGAAGGAAAACGAGAAAAGAAAACAGUCCAAAGACUUGACUUGCAGAUGGGUAAACCAAAAGAAAAGCUGAAGUUUGAGAGUAUAGGAAAGGGGGACAAACUAGGAGACAUCGCUCGGGUUAAUCACGCUAUCGGAAAGCUCAAAGCCCCACAGUUGAAACCUCUUCAUAAGAUUCUGUAUGAUCGUCCAGGAGCUGUAUCAUCACUGAGGAAACACAUUCGAUUAUUUAAUGGCUUCCCAUUUGACAUUGACAGCGACCCUUACAACAAAAAGAGGGAAAAAAUGACAAGGCUCCCAAAAGUACAACUCAAGACCAUUUGUCAAAUUCUUGAUCUUGAAAGAAGUGGAAAUCAGGGUAUUCUGGUUGAUAGGAUCAUACAGUUUCUCAUAAACCCGACAAACUCAGGGAAGCCAGUAAUCCUGAAAAAGAAAAAAAAGAAAAAAACUACAAAGGAUGCCAAGCGAGAGAAGAACACGACAUCUAAGAACAAGAAAGAACAAUUAGAAAGUGGAAAGUCUAAAGCAAUUGUUACUGACUCUAGUAGUGAUGAGGAUGAGGAUGAAGAUGAAGGGGAAACUAAAAAUGAAGGCACUGAGAAAUCAUCCCUAUCAGACAUUCAAAAAAAAGGCGAUGAUGACAGUAACUCAGAAGAAGAGGAGAAAAAAAACAUGUAUCCUGACGAUGAGGAAGAGAGUUCAAAGUCAAAAAAGCAAAGCAGUAAAAAGAAACCCACCCCAAAGAAGGCAGUGAAGAAAGCUGAGGACACUUUUGACCAGUCCCUGUCAGAUGGUGACUCAGAUGAAGACACAAAUUUUAAAAAGACUAAGAAUAAACCAGUUGCCCUGAAGAAAGUGCUGGCAAAGCCUGUUCCUAAAACCAAGAAAGCAGACAGUAGUAGCAACAGAAAAAAAAAUACUGUCCGCAAGAGCCAAGUAAAAAGUGAAAGCUCAGAUGAUGAUGAUGAUGAUGAUGAGCCCCUAAUUAAAAUGAUUAAAAAGCCACCAACAAACGAACAGUUGAAAGGAGCUGUCGGGGACCUCCUGAAAGAUGCAAACUUGGGAGAAGUGACAAUGAAGCAGAUUUGCCAACAAGUUUAUGACCUGUAUCCUGAAUUUGAUCUGACAGACAGAAAAGACUUUAUCAAGCAGACUGUGAAGAGUUUAAUAUCCUAAACUAAAAGGAGGGAGAGACCAGUGUAGAAACGCCGGGGAGUGCAUAAGUGUGUAUAAUUCCCAUUUUUCAGGAAAGCACUGGUCACUGCUUAUAUUAUCUUUAUUUUGAUACAGAAUUCUUGAAUAGCUUUGCAUCCAUUUUUGUAUAGUUUUACAUUUGGAAAUACAUGUAUAGUUUUGUAUAGUACAUGUCAAAUAUAUGUAUGUUUAUACAUGCAUAUAGUUUUACAUGUACUCUCCCAAAGAAAUUAGAUUUUGUCCUAAAUUUUGAUUCAAAAGUAAUUUGUUGUGAUGGCAAAACAUCUGACUUGAUUCACUGUCAUAAGUAACAUAAGUGUCAUUUUACUAUUUGUUAUUUAUUGGUUUGAGGUGUGUGUGUGUGUGUGUGUGUGUGUGUGUGUGUGUGUGUGUGCGCGCGCU